This is a messenger RNA of Gongylonema pulchrum, 669 nucleotides long. NCBI's taxonomy places the organism in Eukaryota, Metazoa, Nematoda, Chromadorea, Rhabditida, Gongylonematidae. The record is from the annotation of a GenBank genome assembly.
AUGGCGAGCAGAAAGCUGACGGAUCAUUUGCCGAGCGAAGAAGACUCGAAACAGGCUUCAUCGGGAGCAAGGAAACUCGUUGCAAGCUUCGAAGAGGCAAAGAAUUUUGAUUGGAAUGAAAUCAUUGAAACAAACGGAAGAAAUCUGCAAUUUACUCCACACUUAUAUGAGGAACUGGAGGACGAUUUCGAGCACUGGUCUUUACCAGCAGAAAAUCCUCAGCAGGCUCCAUUGCCCAUGAAUUUAGGGCAAAUGACUUUGUCUGAGGAAGAACACACACCAGGACACGAUGGCACUGCCCCUGAGGCUUUACCAGGAGAAAAUCAAGGACAUACGCCACCGAAUACGGAUAGCUUUGUGAAUUGGCGCCUGAGACAACUCGAGCAGCAACGCCGAAAUUCCGAGCCACUACGUCCUGCACCAGUGGCUCGACAAGUACGGCCACCAGAGCGACGUUCUGCACCACCGCUACCUCCACUGCCACCACCACCAGGUCGAGUGCGAGAUCCUUUGGUGGACGUGGUCAGAUUGAGGCGCAAAAUGCAAUUAAUUAUGAUGGGAAAGGCAUCAGAGGACGUCCGGCGAGAAGCAAUCGAGAUACUGGACUCUUUGCAAAAGGCUAGUUUUUUUUGCUAUUUGUUGAAUUUUUUUUCUCUUUUUUUUUUGUAG